Messenger RNA from Annulohypoxylon truncatum, 2229 nucleotides. RefSeq lists its product as uncharacterized. The transcript has 4 exons. Gene Ontology annotation, molecular function: antiporter activity. Lineage: Eukaryota; Fungi; Ascomycota; Sordariomycetes; Xylariales; Hypoxylaceae. Bases 619 to 1773 code for a protein of 384 amino acids. The record is from RefSeq and is a predicted model, not a curated record. Gene Ontology annotation, cellular component: Golgi apparatus; membrane.
GUCGGCCUUGCCACGCUCAGAAGCCAAGACACUUACAUCAGUAGUACCGAAUUUCAAUCAAUUAGCCCCUGUUAACCCGUUCGCCAUCGUUCUGCGAGGACCCGUUUAUUAAGCUGCCAAUCCCGCAUUUCAUACCUUGUAAUUCAAACCGACACUGGAUUCGGUUGUUCGGCAACCCCUGUAAAUGCGAUACUUAAAAAGAUUCAAGCUGUCUUUUACUUCCCAGCUUCCAUCGCGGCCAAGUGAAGCUUCGUUUCUCCUAACGUGUAACUUGAGGUUUAGAUCAACCAGAUCAACUCCAACUUCCGUUCCAGGCUGACGGUCGGCUAAAGUAACAGCCAAUCCGACGUCUCAUACGGCAUCCCGCCCUCCGGGUUACGUAUACAACCACUUUCCUCAUAUGGAACUUCUCCAUUCCCGUUCUAUUCUGGAAUGCACCCAUCGCCGUUAAUUUCGGACGUCCUUCACUUCUGAAAAGAGAGGAAAAGAAAAAUCUUCAACCGCCUUUACUUCUCUAUUCAUGACCGAGUCUCCUUAUAACCCCCUCAUGCUAGAACUUACUAAUUGUAAGUGGCGGAAAUUUGGGUAGCUCCCAUCACAUGCCUUUCGAAGCUUGGCAUGGCAUCUUUGAGUGGUCGUCCAAGACGAUUCUCAUCCGGUGAUUCACCCUUCUCAGAAAUCCGGAUUGAAAAUGGCCGAUUUGGCAAUUUCGACGGUAUAGAUGAUCGUGGUUCUCGAAAUAUCGCCGUAGACGAUGGUAAUGUCAAGGACGCUGAAGCAGACGGAGGGUUAUUAGAGAAGGUCACCGGGAAUCAAACUAUUCGGAACUCCUCCAAAGGUAGCUUUGGUUGGGCCGGAUUUUGGAUCAUAGUCAACACCCUGGCUACAAUAGGCAUUGUCUUCACAAACAAAGCCAUUUUCUCCGAUCCCUCACUAAAGCUUGCGCAGUUAACGUUUGCCGCCUUCCACUUUUUCAUGACAUGGCUCUUUCUAUUCACAUUGUCGCGGCCUCGGUUUGCCUUCUUUAGCCCUCGCCGUAUUCCUCUUCGAGAUAUUGUCCCCCUUUCCGUUGCUAUGUCACUUAAUGUAAUUCUCCCAAACCUGUCUUUGGCCUUCUCGACUGUCACCUUCUAUCAGGUUGCACGUAUUUUGCUUACCCCCACUGUUGCGAUCAUGGAUUUUGUCCUAUACCAGUCUAUAUUACCUCAAGACGCCAUCAUAGCACUGGUUCCCGCUUGUUUGGGGGUUGGCAUGGUUUCCUACUAUGACUCGCUCCCAACAGAGGAUGCCAGCGUCAAGACUACAUCAGGAUUAGGGGUGAUAUUUGCCUUCAGUGGCAUAUUCGCUUCCUCGCUAUACACAGUAUGGAUCAGAAGUUACCAGCGAAAGCUACAGGUGUCGAGCAUGCAGCUACUAUUUAACCAAGCUCCUGUCUCGGCAUUUCUUCUGCUCUACGCUAUCCCUUUUGUCGACACGUUUCCUACGUGGACCAAAGUCCCUGUUAGCCGAUGGUUCAUGAUCUUGAUGUCUGGUAUAUUUGCAUCUUUGAUCAACCUGUCACAAUUCUUCAUUGUUGGCCACACAGGACCAGUUUCUAGUACAGUUGUCGGACAUUUGAAGACUUGUCUUAUCGUGGCACUUGGCUGGGCUACUUCUGGUAGAUCGGUAGGCGACAAGUCUGUCGUUGGUGUGUUUAUUGCGAUAGGGGGAAUCAUUACGUAUUCGAUAGUCAUGCUUCGGCAUGCAACUCGGAGCCAUGGGAGGAAAUUGUGACAUUCAAGGAAGUCAUUGCAUUUUCAGGAGUUGGAAAAUUUUAUCUGGCACAUCUGGGCAAAGGGAAAUGAUGGUCACUUCAGAUCGGAGGCAGUUCGGGAGCUUCAUUGUUUUAGGCGUUAUGACGGUGCUAUGAACAGUUGUGGUCUGCGUACCAUUGUUGAAUAGCAAGCAUCAGGAUGUCUGAAUAUGCCUAAAGUUUCGAGGCGGACUAUAGCAACUAAAGCUUGGGGUGUUUACUAUAUGAUGUCCAUCAUUCCCAUGGAAUUAUAACUACAUUCACAUCCACUUAGACUAUAUUGAUCGAAUGGCCUCUUACAGGUCGGCAGGACCUGGUCACGCCCUAGGUAUUGUAGUUGAACAAAAUGAGGAUUGGAAGCGGCUUGCUAUACGGCAAUUCCUAAACAUGGAGAUCGAUGGCAUUAGUGUUCCGUUAUUUCACUGUUUCCCGAUGCC